Molecule: messenger RNA, 4242 nt
Organism: Octodon degus (degu)
Lineage: Eukaryota; Metazoa; Chordata; Mammalia; Rodentia; Octodontidae
Gene: Timp3
Product: TIMP metallopeptidase inhibitor 3
Exons: 5
Coding region: 200-835 (211 amino acids)
Biological process (GO): negative regulation of endopeptidase activity; negative regulation of membrane protein ectodomain proteolysis
Cellular component (GO): extracellular matrix
Molecular function (GO): protease binding; metalloendopeptidase inhibitor activity
Source: RefSeq, a predicted model, not a curated record
CGGCGGGGCAGUGGCGCUGGUGGACAGCUUCUCCUUGCGCUCCUUCUGCUCGGGUUCCGCACGGUCCCGGCUACAGUCCCGCUCUCCCGGAGCCCGCCGUCCUUCUCUCGGUUCCGGGGUCCUGUGCGCCCCCGCAGCGCCCCCGCAGGCCCGGCUGAAGCACCCCAGGACCAGGAGCAGCAGCGCGGUCCGGCGGGCGAUGGCUCCCUGGCUCGGGCUAGUUGUGUUGCUGGGUAGCUGGAGCCUGGGGCCCUGGGGCGCCGAGGCAUGCACGUGCUCGCCCAGCCACCCUCAGGACGCCUUCUGCAACUCCGACAUUGUGAUCCGAGCCAAGGUGGUCGGGAAGAAGCUGGUGAAGGAGGGGCCCUUCGGCACCAUGGUCUACACCAUCAAGCAGAUGAAGAUGUACCGAGGCUUCACCAAGAUGCCGCAUGUGCAGUACAUCUACACGGAGGCCUCCGAGAGCCUCUGCGGCCUGAAGCUAGAGGUCAACAAGUACCAGUACCUGCUGACAGGCCGCGUCUAUGAUGGCAAGAUGUACACAGGGCUCUGCAACUUUGUGGAGCGGUGGGACCAGCUCACUCUCUCACAGCGCAAGGGGCUCAACUACCGCUACCACCUGGGGUGCAACUGCAAGAUCAAAUCCUGCUACUACCUGCCCUGCUUUGUGACCUCCAAGAACGAGUGCCUGUGGACCGACAUGCUCUCCAACUUUGGCUACCCGGGCUACCAGUCCAAACACUACGCCUGCAUCCGGCAGAAGGGUGGCUACUGCAGCUGGUACCGGGGCUGGGCGCCCCCAGACAAGAGCAUUAUCAAUGCCACGGACCCCUGAGCCCACCCCAUCCUCCGUGCCCCUCCCUCCCCGCUGAGCUCCCCUCGGACACUAACUCUUCCCAGAUGAUGACAAUGAAAUUAGUGCCUGUUUUCUCUCAAAUUUAGCACUUGGGACACGUAAGAAGUCUGUGCUGUCCACAGAGUUGAUCCGGAGCUCUCCUCCCAGCCCCCUAACCCUUCUCUCUUUGCUUUUGACAUCACCCGUUUUCACCCUGGGGAUUUCUGGCCUCCUGCCGGAAACAAUGAGGAAUGUAGACGCCUCUUCCUUGUGAUAUAUAAUCUAUAUUUUUUUAGGAAAACAAAAAUCAAAAAAUCUACCCUCUUUUGGCCACUGUAGCAGCUCCUCCUCUUCCUGUUUCCUGCUUGACCUUCCCCCGCACCCACAGCACAUAGAGGACGCAGACAGGAAACUGCGGAAGCUGACUGCUUCUGGGUCAGUCUGAGCAGCCAACAGCUAGACUCCAGGUAGGCGGAAGAGCUCGUACCCGAGGAGACACUGCUGCACAUCCCAGAAGGCCUGUCUGUGUCUGCCUGCCCUUCAGUGCCGGCAGGGUACAGCACAGCCCCGCCAUGACACUGGGCUGCCCGACUGUUUCUCAGUCUGGGGCAAGUUCUGGCCAGAGGCACAGAGCUAGCUCAGGCGUCAAGACAGAAGAAUCUAAGGCCAGCAGCAGCCUGCCUCAUGCAGCUGGAGUGAGAGGCCUCCCUUUCCCUACGAGCCCCUGGCCACGCGAGGGAGGCCCGACCCGCGUGAGGUGCCAGUGUGUGAAGCGGGAGACACACACCCUGUACCACCACAGACAGGCAGCUGGGCCUGGGGAGGGAAUGCCUUUCUGAAGUAGUGUGUAGCUCACAGGGGACGUGUCUGUGUCCACACCUGCACAGACCUAUGUGUGGGGACAUAAGCUAAGUUUCUGCAGGACACAGAGUUCUAUUGACUGCUGUUAAAUAUACCAAUAGUUUAAUCUCCUCAACUUUGUUGCUGUUGCUUGCUGGAUGAAAACCGUGACAUUCCAAGUUGACUUUUUUCAUUUUAAUUAAAAACUGAGAUUCUGAGUACCCUCGGCACCCUCUUUUCCCUUUACCUGGGGCACCCUGACUUCCCCUUUUCUUCUGCUUCACCUUUGGGGGCCUUCACUUAACUGCCUUACUGGCCUGGAGGGACGGCAGGUGACAAGUUCUGUGGGCCAGCACCCUUUGUCCAGGAGGGACCCCAGAGUCCAGCCUCAGCUGGAAGGCCGCCUCUCCCCCAGGCCCAGGGACAGCCUGCUCCCCUCCCUGCAUCCCUGGCUGGUGAUGCCGCCUCCUAAGGUCCUCGGCCCGCGGAGUGACACGGGGUGGUCACUCGGGAGGCCUGACUGCAAUCAACUGUAGGAUUUUGUUUUUUUUUUUUAAAAAAUAAAACUAUAAUAUAAAUCCUCCUAUUAAAUAAAAAUAUUUUAAGUUUCAGUGUCACAGUGAGAUGCUGAGAGUGACAGUGUAUCUAUUACUGAGCUGGGGAUGAUAGGACGCUGACAUUUAACACGCCUGCUGUCUCCUUUCCCAGACUUGGGGUACUUCUCCCCUGCUAGUGUUCAGAUCUUUAGUUCACUGUAUUUUAGGUGUCAGAACUGUCAAGUGAAGAAAAGGGAAAAGACACAGACAAGUCCCAGUGACGCAUGCACGCACGCCCCGCCAGGGCCAGUAUGGUCUCGACGCGCCUCAGGACUGGUCCGAGAACCUGCUCACCUCCCUGUGGGCUGCACUGGACCAGGGGAAGUGGGAUGUGUGGUCUCUAUAGGUGGGGGCAGAAGGAGCCCAAGUCUGCACCCCAGGAGUUUAGGCGUGAGCCCCAGACCUGGUGCUUGGGACUGCCUUUAUUUCAACCUGAGUCCGCACGGUGGAGCUCUACCUGACCCACACAAGUGCUCUCCCCUGUGGGCACCAGCGUGUCUCCUCUGAGGCACCUGGCCAUUGCUGGCCCCGGGACAGCCCCCAUCCCUGCCCCACAGUGAGGCACUUGAGGCAAAGCCUGGGCACAAGUCACCUGAAGCCUCCGAACUGCAGAGCAAUAGCCAGUGGAGCUGUAGCCCAAACCGAAGGGCCUCUGCACAGUGACAUGUCGGAGGGCAGGCCUGGAGCUUUCUACAAGCAAUAGCUUUGUGUAUUUCACCUGCUCACUCACUGUAUAAUUUAAAGUCAUUUAUGUAGCUGAGACACUUCUGUACCACAAUCAUAUCGUGAAUGUUUUAUUUUGCUAAAUCUCGUGUCAUGCAGGCUGCAAUACACGCACAUUGUGUCUAAGAGAGAAAAAGUGGUGUCCACAUGCGGCGUUUUCCUGACUCAAAUUCUGCGGGGGGGGGGGGGGAAGGACUUCUCCUGGGCAGGCAACGAGACUGGCACAGUGUGGGGACUAGAAGGCGCAGAGAUGGCUUCUUCCCUACGCAAACCGCAGGUAUUCCCCAAGUACAGAGGGCGGAAAAACACAAAAUAUGCUCUUGCUUUAUGACAGUUGGCCUGGGACACAGGUGGCCUCCUCCCCCUUCCGCUCUCCAGGUCCUUCCCUCCACUUGACCAGGAAGCUAGGAUUUCUCCUAAAAGUCCAGGGUCGUGUGAACUGCGACCCUGAGUUCUCUUUGCUUCCUCUGGGCAUUUCUGCUGCCUGCAAUCAAGGAAGCCACACACCCAGGCUCUUGUCUAUCAGGCCAGUGGUCUGUGAUGGCCAGGAGGUGAUGCUGAGGCCCUGUGCCUUCCAGCUGCAGCCCAACAGGCCUCACCAUGACAGCCAUAGCCCACAAGCACCAUUUUUCAUAGCAUGGCUCCUGAACACUGCAAGAAGCCAACAACCUCUUUGAACAGCUCUUCUGGGAGGUCCUGUGGCCCCCGGAACAGGACCCCGCCCUGCCCUGGCCUUCCCUUUCAUCUGUGCAUGCUGACCAGCAGUGCAGAUCACCCGUGAGGGCACUUGAGUAUGUGGCUCCUGGCUACCUAAAGCAAAGACAUCACUGGAGCAUGCGCCUCAGAGAGAAGCGGCCUCAGAACCUAACAGCAGACGCACCACAAAGGCAUCAUGGAGGGGUGGGGAGCAACCACCUUGAAAUGGGCUCUUUGUGGGGACGGGGAAGGGAAGAGGUUGGAAAUGUCCAUGUGUUGGGGGAGGGCUCCCCAGAGUUCCCAGCCCACCCUUCCCUCCAGCCAGUCUGCACUGCCAGGACCCAGAAGUGACGGAGAGAAACCAACCAGAGAAAUCCUGUUUAGAAAGAAUGUAUUUGUUGCUAAAUUCUGUAGCACUGUUUACAGUUUUCCUCCAUGUUAUUUAUGAAUUUUAUAUUCCGUGAAUGUAUAUUGUCCUGUAAUGUUGCAUAGUGUUCACUUUUAUAGUGUGUCCUUUAUUCUAAACAGUAAAGUGGUUUUAUUCCUAUCACA